Messenger RNA from Mesocricetus auratus (golden hamster), 4530 nucleotides. It is a transcript of the gene Dixdc1, whose product is annotated as DIX domain containing 1. Gene Ontology annotation, cellular component: cytosol. Gene Ontology annotation, biological process: canonical Wnt signaling pathway. Lineage: Eukaryota; Metazoa; Chordata; Mammalia; Rodentia; Cricetidae. Gene Ontology annotation, molecular function: protein binding. The record is from RefSeq and is a predicted model, not a curated record.
UGUAUAGGUGUGUACGCGUGUGUGAGUGCUCGUUGCGCGCGCGCACCACUCAGGAGCGUGUGCGCGCGCCCUCGGCUUCCCCGCACUCACGGGCGGCCCCGGGGCUGGCGGCCAGCGCAAGCUCUUUCCUCUCGGUGCUUGCCGUGCGCGCCUGGCUGUUUCUAUAGGAACCCACACGGCGCCGGGCCCCUCCGGCUGCGGCCCCAGCGCGAGCAUGCCCAGUGCAAGCCGCUAGUUUGGCUCGGCUCUAGGUUUCCAGUAAGUGGCAUGCGGGACUCAGGAGAGAUCCCAGGGAGCUGAGCCCAUUGCCUUUGUGUGCAGAGGGAGGAGGCGGCGGCGGGGCGACCCCACCCGGGGAGCCCCACGGCAGGAACAAUGCUAGCCUGCCUAACCCGCGGGAACUUACUGGAUGUCCUGCAGGAGGGCUUCAAUGAGCAACAGCUACAGGCCUAUGUGGCCUGGGUGAAUGCCCAGCUGAAGAAGAGGCCAUCCGUGAAGCCUGUGCAGGACCUGCGACAGGAUCUCCGAGAUGGUGUGAUCCUGGCCUAUCUCAUCGAGAUCGUUGGUCAGUUGGCCUUGGACUCUGAUGCUAGUAUAGACGAGAAUGACCUCUUUCUCCUCCAUGCUUCCUUCAGAGCAGCAGGAGAAAAACUGAGUGGAGUCCAGUUGAGUCCCAGUAACCAACAAGAAAUGAAGAAUAAUGUGGAGAGAGUGCUACAGUUUGUAGCUUCCAAAAAGAUCCGUAUGCAUCAGACUUCAGCUAAAGAUAUCGUGGAAGGAAACCUGAAGUCCAUCAUGAGGCUGGUCCUUGCCUUAGCAGCUCAUUUUAAACCUGGCUCCAGCAGGACAGUGAGCCAGGGGCGUGACUGCAGAGCUCCUGUGCAGAGUCACCAACCACACUGUGCUACUGCUGUGGCCCAAGGAGCUGCGGCUGCUCUGGCUGAUGUGUGCCAUGACAUGUCUCGCUCAGGACGGGAUGUCUUCCGGUAUAGACAGAGGAACAGCAGCCUGGAUGAGGAGAUUGAGAACCCAUACUGGAGUGUCCGGGCACUUGUGCAGCAAUACGAAGGGCAGCAACGGUCCCCGUCUGAGUCUAGCUGUUCCAGUCUGACUUCACCCAGUCCAGUCCACAGUGCAAAGAGUGAAUCCAUUAUAACCCAGUCAGAAGAAAAGGCCGAUUUUGUGAUUGUUCCCUCUGAAGGAAUAGAGAACAGAACAGACAGAACAGACGAGACAGACUCUCCAUUAUCCCAAGACUGGAGGCCGGGGAGCCCGGGAACGUACCUGGAAACCACAUGGGAAGAGCAGCUAUUGGAGCAACAAGAACAUUUAGAAAGAGAAAUGGAGGAAGCAAAGAAAAUGAUUUCUGGACUGCAGGCCUUACUACUCAAUGGAUCCCUACCCGAAGAUGAACAGGAAAGACCCUUGGCACUCUGUGAACCAGGAGUCAAUCCUGAGGAACAGCUGAUCAUAAUCCGAAGCCGUCUGGAUCAGAGUAUGGAGGAGAAUCAAGACCUCAAGAAAGAGCUGCUGAAAUGCAAACAAGAAGCCAGAAACUUGCAGGGGAUAAAGGAUGCCUUGCAGCAGAGGCUGACUCAGCAGGACACAUCUGUUCUUCAGCUCAAGCAAGAGCUUCUGAGGGCAAAUAUGGACAAGGAUGAGCUGCACAACCAGAAUGUGGAUCUGCAAAGGAAGCUCGACGAAAGGAACCGGCUAUUAGGAGAAUAUAAAAAAGAGCUGGGCCAGAAGGACCGUCUCCUUCAGCAGCAGCAGGCCAAGUUGGAAGAAGCGCUCCGGAAACUUUCAGAUGCCAGCUACCAACAGGUGGAUCUAGAAUGGGAGCUAGAGCACAAGGAUGUCCUUCUGGCUCACUGCAUGAAAAGAGAGGCAGAUGAGGUGACAAAUUACAACAGUCACAACUCUCAACGCAAUGGCUUUGUCCUUCCAGUUGUGGGGAGAGGUGCUGCGUCUGUCACCCAUAGAGGGCCACAGACCAGUGACCUCCAGCUUGUCCGGGAUGCUCUCCGCAGCCUGCGUAACAGCUUCAGUGGCCACGAUCCUCAGCACCACACCAUUGACAGCCUGGAGCAGGGAAUCUCUAGCCUCAUGGAGCGUCUCCAUGUCAUGGAAUCACAGAAGAAACAAGAAAGGAAGGUUCGGGGCAGGUCACUCAGAACUCAAGCAAGUAGUGAGUACCGGGCAUCCUGGCCCCCUAAUUCAACUCUGCCUCACUCCCAGAGUUCUCCAGCCGUAAGCAGCACCUGUACUAAAGUGCUCUAUUUCACUGACCGGUCACUCACACCCUUCAUGGUCAAUAUACCAAAGAGGUUGGGGGAGGUGACACUGAAGGAUUUCAAAGCAGCUAUUGAUCGAGAAGGGAAUCACCGGUACCAUUUCAAAGCCCUGGAUCCCGAGUUUGGCACCGUCAAAGAAGAGGUUUUCCAUGAUGAGGAUGCCAUCCCUGGAUGGGAAGGGAAAAUUGUAGCUUGGGUGGAAGAAGACCACAGAGAGAAUUAACUGGACCCUGGACACUCCCUGGCUGCUUCUCUCAGGAAAGAGGACUAACACCAGAGUACGCUGAGAAGUUCCUAAUCCAUGCUGCCAAAAGGAAGCUUCUUCAAGUAUGAUGGUCACGGGCCAGUCCUGUUUGUGUGCCUGGCAUAUCUAGCACUUAAAAUCUCUGUCCAAACACAGACCAUGGGUUCAUCUGGAGCUCCUUGUCCAUGGGAACAGUGUUUAAUUCUACUCUGAGGACACCAGACCGAAGGCCUUAACCACCAGCGAUGGAUGAGCCCUCUCUUGUAAGGGCGUGGCUGCUAUUAUCUGGGACCUGCAAGUGGAUGCAUCUCUCUUCAUGUUACAGUGUUCAUUUAAUUGGCCUCAGAGGUUGCAGCCAUCAUAAUCCCAGCAUCUUUGCUCAUAGACAAGGCAAAGGUACCAACUUUUCUGCUUCUCUGCAGACAUUGCAAACCAGGAGGAACUUGUGAAGUGGUACCAAAGAUGAAGACCCACUUGUGUUUGUUGACCUGAACACGGAUGAUGCUGACUUGUUGACUGGGUGGGGAAAAGGUUGCCCAUAGUGUGCUAUCUUAUGCCAAAACCAUAAUUAAGACCUUGGGCUGCCUCUUCUGUUUUAACUGCUUCUGCAGCUUGUCCUUAGCCCGUUGCGGGCAUUUUUCACAAACUGCUGGUUUUCUCUGGGGACUCGUUAACUUUAGAGCCAUUUAUUUUUCUCCAAACAGAUGAACUUUGUGUUUGAAAAGAAUAAGAAGUGAGAGGAUACGGAAAGGUGCUGCUGCCCAUUUCUCUGUGAUGCAAAUUCAUGGCAUCUCCUUUGCAUUUACCAUUUGUGUUUGUGAUUUGAGCACGAUGUACUGGUCUCCUCUCAUUUCAAGGCUGGAGUUAUUUUCUAUUACAUAUUUAGCCUGGGCUGUUCCUUUAGGGCACAGUGGAACCCAUGGGGCACGGAACAUGAGUUGUGAAUGGCAGGGUCAUUUCGAGGUGAAGGGUCAUCUCUCACCGUAACAUUGUCCAGUUAGUAUAGAAGCUAAAGAGUUCAACUUCCAGAGGUUACUCCAUAACUUGGGUUUUCUCAUUCACAUACCUAGCACCAUCCACCAAUCAACCAUGAUGUUUCUAUAGUCCCUCAAAGCAGUCUCCAACCACCGCUGUACACUGCCAAACAGAAGAGUGGGACAGAUGGGUCAAUCUUGGGAUCUGCCUGUCUCUGUCAUCUCCCAUUUUCAGCCAUUUGAACAGACUACUCUUUGGAACUCUGAGAUAGCAUCUUAUUGUUUUAUAUAGACAUGCCUUUUAAAAAUAGUUCAUGUUUGAGAAUUGUUUUGUACCUGUUUGCUUUUGUCUGAGAACCAUGUCUAUUUUUGUAAGUCAAGUGUGAUUUCAGUGUAAUCCCACAUCCCCUGAACUCUAUCCAUUUUCUAGUGCCCAGUGGCUUUUCUACAGUCUCUUCUUACUGCCUCUUGUGGUUUCAGAGCAAGCUUUAUUUUGUUACGAGUAUACUAAUGGAAGUCAAUUCCUGUCUAAGUCUCCCUGCUGUUUUAGUGCUGGAGGUUUUUUUUAUUUUUUUUAGUUGAUUGCUCUUCUAAAAGACAUGAGAUCAAAAAGCCCUUUCAAAAAGAAAGUCUUUCAUGCACGUUACUCUGGUCUUCUAUUGAAGAACAAUUUUUCACCAGCUGUAACUAGGAAAGGUCAGGAAAGUCAGCCAUAAGCAAGAACAACUCAUUGUGAAAGCCAACAGAAGAAAACAGUAUUAUUUCCAUUUUAUUCUCAAGAUGACUGGACGGAAUAAAAAUCCGUAUAUCACCAAUUUCUCUGUUGCAUGGAUUUUAAUGUUUUGAUAUUUGACAGCAUGAAGGUGACCAGGCUAAACUUUGUUACUGUAGUCAAAUUUACCUUGAAUGUCUGUCUCUUAACCCAGAUUUCCCUUGUCUGUUUUCUUUCAGCAAACAGUCUUAACAUUAUGUGGAAUUAACUUUUCAGCAAAAAUUAAAUCAGAGAAAAAGCUUUGAA